Molecule: messenger RNA, 4536 nt
Organism: Cynoglossus semilaevis (tongue sole)
Lineage: Eukaryota; Metazoa; Chordata; Actinopteri; Pleuronectiformes; Cynoglossidae
Gene: dgkd
Product: diacylglycerol kinase delta
Exons: 32
Coding region: 62-3703 (1213 amino acids)
Biological process (GO): phospholipase C-activating G protein-coupled receptor signaling pathway
Cellular component (GO): plasma membrane
Molecular function (GO): ATP-dependent diacylglycerol kinase activity; protein heterodimerization activity; protein homodimerization activity
Source: RefSeq, a predicted model, not a curated record
CUGGUUUCCAUCGCUGGGGAGCGCUCGCUCCUCGAGUGCAUAACGGGGGUCUGAUGGCAGGAUGGCGGAGGCAGGGGGACCGGAGUCCGCAGCGGCCCGGUGCCCGGACGAGUCAUCGGAUAGUGAACCGGAGCAGGAACCCGGAACCCCGCAAAAACUCAUCCGUAAAGUCUCCACGUCCGGACAGAUCCGCAGUAAGACUGUGCUGAAAGAGGGAACUCUGAUGAAACAAACCAACUCAUUCCAACGCUGGAAGCGUCGUUAUUUCAAACUGCGAGGGAGGACAUUGUAUUACGCUCAAACUGCCAAGUCCAUCAUCUUUGAUGAAGUGGAUCUGACCGACGCCAGCGUUGCAGAAUCCAGCACCAAAAACGUCAACAACAGCUUCACGGUGAUCGCCCCCUGCAGGCGUCUCAUCCUCUGUGCAGACAACAGAAAAGAGAUGGAGGAGUGGAUGGCAGCUCUGCGCAGUGUCCAGAACAGACAUAACUAUGAGUCUACCCAGUACAGUAUGGACCACUUCAGUGGGAUGCACAACUGGUACGCCUGCUCCCAUGCCAGACCCACAUACUGUAACGUCUGUAGGGAGGCGCUUUCAGGAGUGACAUCACACGGCCUGUCCUGUGAAGUGUGUAAGUUCAAAGCUCACAAACGCUGUGCAGUCAGAGCGACCAACAACUGUAAAUGGACAACUCUGGCUUCUAUAGGGAAGGACAUCAUUGAGGACGAGGACGGGGUGUCCAUGCCUCACCAGUGGUUGGAGGGAAACCUCCCAGUGUCGGCCAAGUGCAGCAUCUGUGAUAAGACAUGUGGUAGCGUUCUACGUCUUCAGGACUGGCGCUGUCUAUGGUGCAAGGCAAUGGUGCACUCUGGCUGUAAGGAGCAGCUGUCGUCCAAGUGUCCUCUGGGCCAGUGUAAAGUGUCCGUCAUUCCUCCCACGGCGCUCAACAGCAUCGACUCUGAUGGUUUCUGGAAGGCGUCCUGUCCUCCAUCCUGUACCAGUCCCCUCCUGGUGUUUGUCAACUCCAAAAGUGGUGACAACCAAGGCGUGAAGUUCCUGCGCCACUUGGGGUUGAGGCUCUUCCAGAAGUUUGAUACCUUCAGAAUCCUGGUGUGUGGAGGGGACGGCAGCGUGGGCUGGGUGCUGUCAGAGAUCGAUGCUCUGACGCUGCACAAACAGUGUCAGCUUGGCGUUCUGCCUCUUGGGACUGGUAACGAUCUGGCCCGGGUCCUGGGCUGGGGCUCCGCCUGUGACGAUGACACGCAGUUGCCUCAGAUCCUGGAGAAGCUGGAGAGAGCAAGCACCAAGAUGUUAGACCGGUGGAGCAUCAUGGUCUAUGAGACAAAGUUUCCACGGCAACACUCGGCCUCCACUGUCACAGAAGACUGCCACAGUGAUGACUCUGAGGUGCAGCAGAUUCUGACCUAUGAAGACUCUGUUGCUGCUCACCUUUCCAAGAUCCUGACUUCAGACCAGCACUCUGUUGUCAUUUCCUCUGCCAAGGUUCUGUGUGAGACCGUGAAGGACUUUGUGGCUCGCGUUGGUAAAGCGUAUGAGAAGAACACAGAGAGCUCAGAGGAAUCUGAGGCCAUGGCCAAGAAGUGUGGAGUUCUGAAGGAGAAACUGGACUCUCUAUUAAAGACUCUCAACGAGGAGUCCCGGGCCUCCACUGUCCCUCCCCCGGCUCCUCCUUCUCCUGUCAUACCUGGUGAUCAGGAGGAGGGAAAGAUUGUAGUACACCCACCUUCGCUCCAUCUUCCUCCUCCUCCUCCUGCUCCUCACACACAGCCCUGCUCCCCACGCACCAACAGCCCCUCAGCCACCAUCUUCAAACCCAGAGAGCAGCUGAUGCUGAGAGCCAACAGUCUGAAGAAGGCCAUCCGUCAGAUCAUCGAGCACACAGAGAAAGCGGUGGACGAGCAGAACGCACAGACGCAGGCGCAUAUGUUCACCCUGAAUCGUACUGAAGAAGGCAAUGGUCUGGUGGAGGAGGAGGAGGAAGAGGAGGAGCUGGAGGAGGACAAAGUGUCUCUGAAGUCAUCCUACAGCGCCAAACAUCGCAGCACACGCAGAGUCAGUAAGACGCCCUGUGAAAAGUUGAUCAGCAAAGGCAGCCUGUCGUUGGGUAGCUCUGCAUCACUUCCUGGCCACACCGGAAGUAGGGAGAAUAUGCCGAUGCUCAACACAAAGAUCCUCUAUCCAGGUCUCAGAGCAGGUCUCUCCAGCUCUCUGUCCAGCAGUUCCGUCAUCAGUCGACUGUUGGUGAAUGCCGACUCCUUCAGUGGUGAUCCUGAGAACAUGGAUUGUUUCACAGAGAAGUGCGUCAUGAAUAAUUACUUUGGAAUCGGUCUUGAUGCUAAAAUCUCUCUGGACUUCAACAACAAGAGAGAUGAGCAUCCAGAGAAGUGCAGGAGUCGCACCAAGAACAUGAUGUGGUACGGCGUCCUGGGGACUAAAGAGCUUCUACACAGAACCUACAAGAACCUAGAACAGAGAGUUCUGCUGGAGUGUGACGGCCGGCCCAUCCCUCUCCCCAGUCUACAGGGUAUCGCAGUGUUGAACAUUCCAAGUUAUGCCGGGGGAACCAACUUUUGGGGCGGGACCAAAGAGGAUGACACGUUCACUGCUCCGUCCUUCGAUGAUAAGAUCCUGGAGGUGGUGGCCGUGUUUGGCAGCAUGCAGAUGGCCGUGUCCCGGGUCAUCAACCUGCAGCACCAUCGUAUUGCUCAGUGUCGGACGGUGAAGAUCACCAUCCUCGGAGAUGAAGGUGUCCCUGUUCAAGUGGACGGUGAAGCCUGGAUCCAGCCUCCAGGUUACAUUAGGAUCCUCCAUAAGAACCGGACCCAGACUUUGACCCGGGAUCGAGCGUUUGAGAGCACACUGAAGUCCUGGGAAGACAAACAGAAGUGUGAGUUUCCACGGACUCCACCUCCUCAGCCCCCACAGCCUCCCACGUCCUCCCCACCGGAGAUGGUCUCUGAGGAGGAGGCGUCGCUGGUCAGUGAGUUUGGUCAGGCAGCAGGAACCCUCAUACACAGUAUACGAGAGGUGGCUCAGUCCCACCACAGUAUGGAACAGGAACUGGCUCAUGCUGUCAACGCCAGUUCAAAGGCCAUGGAUGUGGUCUACGCCAACUCCAAGAACUCUGGGGCUCUGAGCUGCAGUGUUGUUGUGCACAUGGUCAAUAAUGUCAAGGCUUUACUCAGUGAGACUGAACUGCUGUUGGCUGGAAAGAUGUCCAUGCAGCUGGAUCCACCUCAUCAGGACCAACUGAACUCUGCUCUGAACUCUGUUGCUCAGCAGCUACGUCGACUGGCAGAUGUUCCCUGGUUGUGUUCCAUCAUUGACCCAUCAGAUCAGGAGGGUUCUCUGUUAGACUUCUCCAAACGCAGCCGCAGUGCUAAAUUUCGCCUUGUCCCAAAGUUCAAGAAAGAUAAAAACAACAAGAACAAGGAGACAUGUGCAACUCUGUCUCUGCCUGUUUACCAGUGGGGGACAGAGGAGGUGGGGGCGUGGCUGGACUUCCUGUGUCUCGCAGAGUAUAAGGACAUUUUUAUUGGACAUGACGUCCGUGGGGCUGAGCUUAUACACCUGGAGCGAAGGGACCUGAAGGACCUUGGGGUCACCAAAGUCGGUCACAUGAAGAGAAUCCUUCAGGGAAUCAGAGAACUGAACAGGAACAGCAGUGCCAGUGAAGCCUGAUCAUCCAGGUCCCGCCUCCUGACAUCCUCCUUCGACCUGUGCUGCUACUGAACCUCCUGAUCUGACUUUUGACCCUGGACCAAAAAACAGGAAUGGACUACUUGUCAAAACAAGAACCAAUCAGAUGCUUCACCCGUGCCUUCCCAUCUCACCAAACAGCCAGUCAGCAUCAUAAUGAGAAACUCCAUCCACAAAGACCACAGCUAGUGUGGGCAGACUGAAGAAGAAUGGCUUCAUGUCAGUGUGGAGUCGCUGUAUACACUGUAAAAAAAAACACAGAACAUCUGUGAUCAGCUGAGACCUGCAGGGACACGUCUGUCUGUCUGUGACCCCUCUGUACUUUUAUUCCUCUUUUAAACUCUGGGUUGUUGUGACGUGUUUGUGUGUUGACCUGUGAACAGACAGUGCUAACGUGAUUUUAACGCUCAGGACGUUCAGAUCUACAUGUUGUGUUUACGUUGUUUCCAGCUUGUUGUCAGUCAGAAAUAUACACCAUCUACGUGGACAACAGAAACAUGCUGCAUAUCCAUAUUGGUUGACAGGUGUCUUGUGUAAAGUCCUUACAUCGUAGCAUGCUAACACACGUUAGCUCCUGCUGCGGCCCAGUGUGUUAGUGCCUUGCUUGAGGGCGGUUGGUCGAACCUCUGCUGUUACCAUGAUGCCACGUCUGAUUCGUCCUGUGUAUUUAUUUGAUAAUUUAUGUAAAUGUUAUUACUGUACGCUGUCAAACCUCUGUGUGUACAUACGCCCUAUGUUGGGCUGUCGGUGUAAAUACAGUCUGCUGUUUCUUUGAUUUGCUGUAAACAAACAGUAAGUAAAACCUGUAACGACAA